CACUCCAUUAGGUACCAAUAAUAGUAAUUUCUUUUUCUUUCUUGAUGACGGUUCCCAGCAGCCUUUUUCCCCUGUACUCGUGACUCCAUGUGUUUGUAGCGUAAAGCCUUAUCAAGAUUCUCUAAGAUUUAAGUAUAAUACGGUGGAGUUUUCGAUCUUGCCCUCAUUAUAUUUUAUUAUCUCCUAUACUUUAUCCCACACAGGAUUCUUGAAUCUGUGGGUAUCUUUUACUUCUUUCAGACUUUUUUUUUUUUUCGGAAAAGAAAAGGACCCAUUUUCCCAUUUUCUUGAAUUAGUGUUUGUUUGUUUAAAUGGUAAGUGGGGUUGAGAAAAGUGCAAAUCUUGGAGCUUUUUGUCAGUCAGAGAAGAAGAAAGAGAAAGACAAGAAAAAGAAGAUGAAGAUGAAGAAGGAGAAGGAGGAGGAAAGUGUCGGGAAGAAGAUAACUAUUGGUGUUUGUGUAAUGGAAAAGAAGGUGAAAUGCGGCUCCGAGGUAUUUUCUGCGCCAAUGGAACAGAUUCUUGAAAGAUUGCAGUGUUUUGGGGAAUUUGAGGUUGUGUACUUUGGGGACAAAGCUAUUCUUGAGGAUCCAAUUGAGUGCUGGCCGUUAUGUGACUGCUUGAUUGCCUUCUACUCCAGUGGAUAUCCUUUGAAGAAGGCAGAAGCAUAUGCUGCAUUAAGAAAGCCUUUCCUUGUGAAUGAAUUGGAACCACAAUACCUUCUUCAUGAUCGGAGGAAAGUAUACGAGCGUCUUGAGAUGUUUGGAAUCCCUGUGCCAAGGUAUGCCUGUGUUCACAGAGAAGUACCUAACCAACAUUUGGAUUAUUUUGUUGAAGACGAUGACUUUGUUGAAGUUCAUGGGAAUCGCUUUUGGAAACCUUUUGUGGAAAAGCCUGUCAAUGCUGAUGACCACAGAAUAAUGAUUUACUAUCCUAGUUCAGCUGGUGGGGGAAUGAAGGAAUUGUUCCGUAAGGUUGGUAACCGCUCAAGUGAGUUCCAUCCAGAGGUUAGAAGAGUAAGACGUGAAGGAUCCUACAUAUAUGAGGAAUUCAUGCCCACAGGAGGAACAGAUGUUAAGGUGUAUACAGUUGGUCCAGAUUAUGCACAUGCAGAGGCAAGGAAAUCUCCUGUUGUUGAUGGUGUUGUUAUGAGAAAUCCUGACGGGAAAGAAGUUCGAUAUCCUGUUCUCCUUACCCCUGCAGAGAAGCAAAUGGCCAGAGAAGUUUGCAUAGCCUUUAGGCAAGCCGUUUGUGGCUUCGAUCUAUUGCGUAGUGAGGGGCGUUCAUAUGUUUGUGAUGUAAAUGGCUGGAGCUUUGUGAAGAACUCUUACAAGUACUAUGAUGAUGCUGCUUGUGUAUUGAGGAAGAUGUUUCUAGAUGCAAAAGCUCCACAUCUUUCAUCGACAAUCCCACCAAUUUUACCAUGGAAAGUCAGUGAACCAGUUCAGCCUUCUGAAGGGUUAACACGUCAAGGAAGUGGGCUGAUUGGCACAUUUGGACAAGCAGAGGAACUACGAUGUGUUGUUACAAUUGUUCGGCAUGGUGAUAGAACUCCAAAACAAAAGGUGAAGUUGAAGGUUACUGAGGAAAAACUCUUAAAUUUGAUGUUAAAAUACAAUGGCGGUAAACCUAGAUCAGAGGUGCUUCUUUGCUUUCAUGAUUGUUCUUCUGCUUUCAAACUUGCACAGACAAAGCUCAAAACUGCUGUGCAAUUGCAAGAUCUUUUGGAUGCCACCAGAGCCUUAGUGCCACGUUCUAGGCCUGGCCGGGAAAGUGAUAGUGAAGCUGAAGACAUUGAGCAUGCUGAGAAACUUCGUCAAGUAAAAGCUGUUCUUGAGGAGGGAGGACAUUUUUCUGGAAUUUAUAGAAAAGUUCAGCUAAAGCCACUAAAGUGGGCUAAAGUUGCCAAGUCGAAUGGUGAAGGUGAAGAAGAACGGCCUGUUGAAGCUCUUAUGGUUCUGAAAUAUGGAGGUGUUCUCACUCACGCUGGCAGAAAGCAGGCUGAAGAGCUUGGAAGAUACUUCCGUAAUAACAUGUAUCCAGGUGAAGGUACAGGCCUCCUUCGCCUCCAUAGUACAUAUCGCCAUGACCUAAAAAUAUACAGCUCCGAUGAGGGCCGUGUGCAGAUGUCUGCAGCUGCAUUUGCUAAAGGUCUACUUGACUUGGAAGGACAAUUGACACCUAUCCUGGUAUCGCUGGUUAGCAAAGAUUCGUCAAUGCUUGACGGACUUGACAAUGCCAGUAUCGAAAUGGAAGAUGCUAAGGCAAGGUUGAAUGACAUAAUUACUUCCGAAACAAAGACACUUCAUAUUAAUGGAUCAGCAGAGAAACCUUGGAUGGUUGAUGGAGCAGGACUCCCUCCUAAUGCAUCUGAACUUCUGCCCAAAUUGGUGAAAUUUACUAAGAAGGUGACAGAGCAAGUGAGGCUUCUUGCUAAGGAUGAGGAUGAAGAACUUGCAGAGGCAAGUCCAUAUGAUGUAAUUCCACCUUAUGAUCAAGCUAAAGCGCUUGGUAAAACAAAUAUUGAUGUUGAUCGUAUUGCUGCGGGUUUACCUUGUGGUAGCGAGGGAUUUCUACUCAUGUAUGCAAGAUGGAGAAAACUAGAGAGGGAUUUAUAUAACGAACGGAAAGACCGUUUUGAUAUCACGCAAAUUCCAGAUGUUUAUGACUCGUGCAAGUACGACCUCUUGCACAAUUCACAUCUGAAUCUAGGGGGCUUGAAUGAACUUUUUAAGGUUGCUCAGCUACUUGCAGAUGGUGUUAUUCCAAAUGAAUAUGGGAUAAAUCCAAAGCAGAAAUUAAAGAUUGGAUCAAAGGUUGCUCGCCGCUUGUUGGGUAAAAUUAUGAUUGAUCUAAGGAAUACCCGUGAAGAAGCUCUAAGUGUGGCCGAAUUGAAAGGUAGUCAAGACAAUUUAGCAGUGAAUAAGACAACAAAGGAAGAUACAGAGCAUCAUACCAAGCCUCACACUCGUAAUGAAGAGUCUAGAAGAACUAGCUUCAAUAGUGAGAGAUCCAUGGAUCAAGAUGAUGAUGAUGACAAAGAGCCUAAAUACCGCUUAGAUCCAAAGUAUGCAAAUGUCAGAACACCUGAAAGACAUGUGAGAACACGCCUGUACUUUACAUCAGAGUCACAUAUCCAUUCCUUGAUGAAUGUUCUUCGUUAUUGCAACCUGGAUGAGUCUCUUCAAGGAGAGGACAGCCUUGUGUGCGAUAAUGCUUUGGAUCGCUUGUACAGAACCAAGGAGCUAGAUUACAUGAGUUAUAUUGUAUUGAGGAUGUUCGAGAACACAGAGGUGGCUCUGGAAGACCCUAAAAGGUUCCGCAUAGAGCUAGCUUUUAGUCGUGGUGCCGAUCUAUCACCACUAGAGGUAAAUGAUGAGAUAGCUGCUUCAUUGCAUCAAGAGCACACACUGCCAAUAAUGGGUCCUGAAAGGCUUCAAGAAGUCGGGUCAUAUCUUACGUUGGCAAACAUGGAAAAACUGGUGCGUCCAUUUGCCAUGCCAGCUGAAGAUUUCCCACCACCGUCAACUCCUCAAGGGUUCUCUGGAUAUUUCUCGAAAAGUGCAUCGGUUCUAGAGCGCCUAGCAAAGAUAUGGCCCUUCCACAAGCAUGUGAACAACAAUGGGAAGUAGUACAAUAUUUUCCCCUGUUGGAUGUUUCUGCUAUCAAACUGAGUUGUGGAGAUUGUUUCCUCUGGAGGUAUUUUACAUUCAAAUCAAGAAUCAGUAGCAGCUGAAGAAUUCUGGAAGAGGAGCUACACUGUCAAUUACCGUUCAUUUAAACAUCCUUUUACCUUGUUCGUUCUCUCUUUCUCUUCCAUUAUUAGUUCACAUUGAUAAGGAAAAAUUUUGCAGUAACGUUUAGCGCCAGCCUGGGCUCACAAAUCUAAAUAUAUAAUAGAGUCGGCCUAUAAUGUAAAUGAGCUCUACUAUGAAUUCUAAUUUGCUGUUUAAUCUUUAACUCUUUUGCCUCUUGCUUAUUUAUGGCUACAUUGACAUGGUA
This is a messenger RNA of Solanum pennellii, 3999 nucleotides long. Its product is annotated as inositol hexakisphosphate and diphosphoinositol-pentakisphosphate kinase VIP2. Gene Ontology annotation, molecular function: 5-diphosphoinositol pentakisphosphate 1-kinase activity; inositol hexakisphosphate kinase activity; diphosphoinositol pentakisphosphate kinase activity. Gene Ontology annotation, biological process: inositol metabolic process; inositol phosphate biosynthetic process. The coding region runs from base 312 to 3629 and encodes 1105 amino acids. The transcript has 30 exons. Lineage: Eukaryota; Viridiplantae; Streptophyta; Magnoliopsida; Solanales; Solanaceae. The record is from RefSeq and is a predicted model, not a curated record.